AUGGACGGGCCCAGCGGAGGAUUUGGGGCGCGUGGCAGCGACGUCUCCUCCCCUUCCUUCCCCGCCCCUCCCGGCCCCUCCCCCUCCCCCUCCCCCUCCUCGAGCGCGGCCGCCGCCUCCCACCGCGGGAUCCCGGCCGGCAGCGGCUCCUGCGUCCGUCGGUCCGCGCGCGGCGGGGCGGGGCGGGGAGGCGGGGAGCGCGCGGGGGCGGGGCGGGGAGGCGGCGCGGCCGAGCGCCACGGGAAGCAGCCAGCGCCGGGGACAGGCGGUGAGCGCGGCACGGAGGGACCCCAGCCCCGGCUCCUGCGGGGGGAGUGGGGGGGCGUGGGCUGCUCCUCUGGGGAGGGGGGGACAGUGACCAUCCAGCUCCUGUCGCCCCUGAUCACGCGACCCCCGAGGGGCCCUGGGCCGCGCCCGCUGCGCCGCGCAUCCCCGCGCACCCCGCAUCCCCGGCAGGGCGCGGGCCCAGGGUUGGGGGGACGCUCGCGAGCUCGGAGGCGAGGUCGCGAGCACGAGUGGGGUGGGGCGUGCCCACGGCCCCCGCCCCCCUCGGCCCCUUCUUCCCUUCCCAAGCCCAGUCCCGAGCCGCAGUCCCCGCGCGCGAGCCGUGGGUCCGUGUCGCCCCCCUUCCCCGCCCGUUCUGUGAACACCCAGGCUUCCUGCACGCUGUGGAGAGGGGACUAG
Molecule: messenger RNA, 684 nt
Organism: Castor canadensis (American beaver)
Lineage: Eukaryota; Metazoa; Chordata; Mammalia; Rodentia; Castoridae
Source: RefSeq, a predicted model, not a curated record